AUGACUUCUCAAGCUUCCUCAGAGAGCAACAUCAACACAAUGACCACAAAUACACCUCUCUUCGUCCACCCGCAGCACCAACUGAUCUCCAUCAAGCUCACAAACUCCAACUAUCGGCUAUGGAUGAAACAAACCUAUAGUGCCAUUGUUGGUUGUGGCCUAGAAAGCUUUAUUGCUGAAGAUUCCCUCCCAUCAUCGAGAUUUAUUUCCUCAAAUAGUGCAGAUCCACCCACCCUUAACCCAGAUUUUGCCACUUGGGCAAGACAAGGCCAACUUCUCAUGUCUUGGUUACUCUCCUCUUUGAGUUGA
Messenger RNA from Striga hermonthica, 309 nucleotides. The record is from the annotation of a GenBank genome assembly. NCBI's taxonomy places the organism in Eukaryota, Viridiplantae, Streptophyta, Magnoliopsida, Lamiales, Orobanchaceae.